AUGGCUUCUUCUAAUGAACCUGCAGCCGCCUCCAGUCCGACGAGCUUGCCGACCACUACCGAACUGUCAGAGGCACUCAAGAUCGAGGUGUAUGAUCGCGAAGGGAAAACUCACGUCCUGGAUGACCUGGUCAAAGGGAAACGAAGUGUUUUGAUAUUCACCAGGCAUUUUUGGUGUCUGAACUGCCAGGCCUAUCUCCGAUGCAUCAGCGAAUCAAUACCCCCGUCUAACCUUCCUCCUUCUACUCAAAUCCUGGCAAUCGGUUGCGGUUCUUACCAACCCAUCGAUACAUAUGCAGCGAAAUCAGCAUCUGCUUACCCCAUCUACACGGAUCCUUCGCUCCGUCUGCACAACAUCUUUGGCUUCAAGUACAACCUAGCUGAGGCCAAAGCCGGCGAUGCGCCGAAAGACUACAUGCGCAAUGCAGGAAGCACUACAUCCAGGAUCUGGGGCGGCAUCAAGGGUGCAGUGGCUAGUAUUCAACAUGUGAACCAAGUCGGACCCAAGGCGUUGAAUGGUGGCGAAGUAAUCAUUUCCGCAGAUGGUAAAUGCGAGUACAUGUAUCGCAUGCAAAACACUGUGGAUCAUACGAAUAUCUCGGAGUUGGCACGCCUAAUUGGGGUCGAGGCUAAGGCCUCGGAUCACAGUGAGGAAGCGAAGCAGCCGUGUGGCGAUGCAUGCGCGGUUGACGCUAAGUAG
Messenger RNA from Bipolaris zeicola 26-R-13, 699 nucleotides. RefSeq lists its product as uncharacterized. The transcript is spliced from 4 exons. The coding region runs from base 1 to 699 and encodes 232 amino acids. The record is from RefSeq and is a predicted model, not a curated record. Lineage: Eukaryota; Fungi; Ascomycota; Dothideomycetes; Pleosporales; Pleosporaceae.